UCGAGCUCCACACAUCAGCUAAUUAUUAAGCUACAGCAACACGUACUGUCUUAAUUGCAUGCGUUUAGCUUAUUAAUUCUCUCGAGCUGAUGGAUCACAGGCUAAUCAAAUUGUUAAGUUUGUUAGCUACUUAGCUAGCUGCAUUACUCUGCAAGCUACGCGCCAAGCUAGGCACACAGAUGGCUACUUGGUCCAAGCCAUCUCUGAUCGCCGCGGUCAUCUUCCUCCUCGUCAGCCUCCUUAGCUCGGCGAGCGUCGCCAAUGGCGGCCGCAGCGGCGGCAGGAGGCUCGUCAGGAGCUACGACGAGCCGUGCAAGGAGAUGAGGCUCUACCUCCACGACAUCCUCUACGACUACAGCAACAGCACCUCCAACUCCACGUCGGCGGCGGCCACCAAGCCGACGGCGCUGAGCGCCGCCGUGUCCAACCCCGGCUUCUUCUUCGGCAGGAUGGUGGUGUUCAACGACCCGGUGACGGAGGGGAGGGCGCUGCCGCCGUCGCUGGAGGAGACGGUGGUGAGGGCGCAGGGGCUCUACCUCUACGACGGCAAGGUGGUGUUCGACGCGUGGUUCGCCUUCACCGUCGUGUUCAACUCCACGGCGCACCACGGCACGCUCAAUCUCAUGGGCGCCGACCCCAACACCGAGAUGAGGGACAUCUCCGUCGUGGGCGGCACCGGUGACUUCUUCAUGUCCCGCGGCGUCGCCACGCUCCGCACCGACGCCUUCGAGGGAUUCACCUACUUCCGGCUGCAGAUGGACAUCAAACUCUAUGAAUGCUACGUCUGAUAACUAAUUAAUCGAUGAUGUGGUGUUUAUUUAAAAGGAAUUUGUUUCUCGAUAUUAGUAUUUACUUGAUGACGAGUACCUGCAGUAUCUGUAUGCACCGAUGAGUGUGCAAAUAAAUGUAACCCAAACCCAUUUAUCUUUUUCCGACUCUCUGUGUGAACAAUGUAUACACCGCUUUAUUUUCGUUCAAUAAAGAUGUAGUACGUUCUUUCGUUAUACUAUAUA
Oryza sativa Japonica Group (Japanese rice) is the source of this 1013-nucleotide messenger RNA. Its product is annotated as dirigent protein 5. Lineage: Eukaryota; Viridiplantae; Streptophyta; Magnoliopsida; Poales; Poaceae. The record is from RefSeq and is a predicted model, not a curated record.